Messenger RNA from Amoebophrya sp. A120, 3437 nucleotides. Lineage: Eukaryota; Dinophyceae; Syndiniales; Amoebophryaceae. The record is from the annotation of a GenBank genome assembly.
GGGAAGGCUCGCGCAAUCUUCAUCGAUGAUCUGACCGCUCAGGCUUCGACAGAGGAAGUGGAACGAGAGAGAUUUGAUGACGUUAAUGGCAAUGCAGUUCAGGAGUUCCGCACUACCUACCAUUGUCUGUUUUACUAGCAGAAAGACCCCUUCAUUCUUGCGAGUCUCGGCAGCUAGAACUUUUUCGACACAGUAAAACUGACGGCAUCGUUGCUAUCUUCUGUCUUGAAGCUCGUGAGUGGUAGUAGUUUGGCGGUGCACUUCAUCAUUUCUUCGAACCUAGUGAAAGUGAUGCUCUUUCGCAACAGGUAGUAGUUGCCCUCGGGAAUAAUUUAACACCACAAUAAUUUUACAUUCGGUCCAUCUAGAGGCCCCCAACCCAGGAGAGAUCGCACGAUGCAUCGCCUUCGUAGCAGUUGCAGCUUCGUGGUCGCUUGUGUCGUAGCAGCGACGUUCCCACUAUGCAGCCGCGGCCAGGAGUGGAAAGACAACUUGUUCGCGGCUUCCGACGCCCAGCUCUCCGACAUUCGGGAUAUGUAUCAAACAGGAAAACCCUACUCCCCCGACACGUGUCUGUACCGUGAACAAUAGGCGCUUGAUGUUUUGCAUGAUUCGUCACCACAAAUCAACUUGCGAAGAACAUUAACAUAUGGUGAAGCUUAGAAGGGAGAUUUCGAAACGGAAUAGAUUUCUUGCAGUGGUUCUCUACUAGGUCGUGUGACGCACCAUGCCGAAAGUAGAGAACAGGAAAAAUUGAUGCCCACGCAAUCUACGACAAGUAUUGUCCCGCUUCUUCGCUGGUAGCUUUGCCUUCUUGCAAUCAUGCAACUCGGUGGACUGGUGCACUACAAGAACAGAGCCACUCAACUCGGGCACUAUGAUUUUUUUUUGAGGUUGUACUUAUGGUGCGUAGGCCUAGGAGGGAUUUUCAUUUUUCCACCGGAUAGAACGCUGCUGGGCCACAGUGUGGAUGGGGAAAUUAAGGACUCGCUGAAAGAGGCCACCGCGCUGGUGCUGCAGCAGAAGGGCGCGGAGCUGGCCCACGCGGUAUCCAUGUACGUGGAGGACAUGAAAGAAUUGGAAUCGGUCCGGAAAUAUCGAAUGCAAAAAUGUCUGGGUCUGGAAUGUUGCCGGGUUUGUCAUGCAUAUUUUGCAUGACCCAGGAUGUCUGUAAUGCAUGACCUAGCAUGACAGAUUUUUAGAGGGCUUCCUGAUGCCUAAUCCGCAUGACAAAUGCCCUCCGCGCGUAGCACAAACUAGACUCCUCUUGCUGAUCAUGCAAUACAGAUUUUUUUAGAGGCCAGAGUUAGCAUCACAUUCCAGACCCAGACACUUUUGCAUUUGAUAGGAAAAACCUACUGCAGGCCUUGGGGAAGGAGCUUCCGGAGAAUUCCCCGCUGCAUGAGGCCGUGGACCAGUGGGCGGAGCUCGUACACGACGCGGUGCUGAAAAAGUACAAUGCGAACCCAGCGCGAGCGGGGUCCGGUAAUAAUUGAAUUUUGCAUAAUUGUUUUUUUCAAAUUCGAAUGGCAAGUAUGCGGGAAGUCGAUUUUGUGUAGUCCACCACGAAUGAAUGGGAUUGCACCACGUGAGAACAUCGUGCUCGUGGUGGUUUUUUUACCGCGGACAACCCGCAUAGUUGCAAUUUAAAAGGAGACGCAGGCACUACCAGUGUCACCUAUCACGGUUGCUCCUGAUUCACUACAUGCAUAAAGAAAAAGAUCUUCAUGCUGUUACUUAAUGCAGGACGACGAAUUAUAUCAACUGAGGAAUAGGAAAGCAGCGCGGCUGCAUUUGAGGAUGGAUCAUGUUUUCAUUUUCAUUUUCUCGCAUUGUUUCAACAGACGCUGUCCACCAGGCGGAAACCAGUGGCAACGUGUACCAGCUCCAAGCGAAAAACGCGGCCCAAAACAGCGAGGCGUUCAGCGGCGGAGGAGAGGAAGCCGCUAUCAAAGUGAAAACAAGUGCCCCUCUUCCAGAAGACCGAAGAGUUUGCGUCGCAAACGUUCCACAUGAAAGCUUUUUGUAUCGCAGAAAUACGAAUACAUAGGAAUACGACCUAUUUUGUUGCACAAUGUGACUCAGUUUUUGAACAUAACGCGACAGAUCUCGUGUGCAAUGCGGUGCUGUACAGUGCAGAUUCUUGGUAUAAUAAAGUCUGGCCCGAAAAUUUGACAUGCUGAUAGAUACACGGAUGCAAAUUAUGCAAAUGAGAUUCGACAUGGACGACACUAUCUGGGGCCGGGGCACUUUUCAAGACGAUAGCCACUGCGUCGGCGGUUGAGGUGAAGGGCGACUCAAGUACGAAAAUGGAUGGUCGUGACCGCACGACAGCAGCGGCUGUUCCUGCUGCUGGUGGAGAAAAAGCGGGAACCGCCUCUAUGCGCGAUGGUCAUAGCGCAGCGCCACCACCACCACCACCACCAGCUGCCUCCACUCCGCCUGUGGACGACGCGCAGCACUCCGCAGCAGGCGCGGCAUUGUCCUCUGAAAGAGGUGUGGUAGUUUCCGGGGCCGCUCUAGGGAAAGAACAAGAAGCGCCUGCUGAUGCUGCACGAGCUGGUGCAGUUUUGUCGACGACCGGCGGUGGAGGCAAGAGAGCAGCAUCCACGUCGACCUCAUUCACGGAAGAAGGAAGUGAGGCCCGACCACCGCAAGCGUCAAACGGCGCAGAACAGAACGCGGAGAACAAGUCCUACCUGGCUUCCGCGCUGUCGUUUCUGCAGGAACAAGUUGUGACUGGAUACAACAGUGCGAGGACCGUGGAGCAGGAAGUCGGGGCCACCGCGACGCCGGAAGAAGAACAGCUCCAGAAACGACCGAAGCGCCAAAGGAUGUUGCGGCGGUGGGAUGAUUGAGAGGGACGAAGGAAAAGUUGUUUCGCCGAGCUGGAUGAAUUGUUGCAUUUUGCUACAGAAGUUUAGAUAUGAUUCUGUUCGUGUUUCUGCAGAAAUAAUGAAAAAUAACUAGAAAAGUGAGCCAUCCCAUUUGGGGCCGAGAGCUACGCCAGAGAAGAGGCUAUUGAAGAUAUCAAAAGAGUGACUUUAUUGUAUGAUGAUGCAAAUAAAAACCACCCCGUUACUGACUCUGUGUAUGGACAUUCAAUGUAGCAAAUCAAUGGACACAGGUUCUUUAGCCAGACUAGGCUCAGCAUACCGGGCGACACCAGAAAGUUGCGCCGUUGCUGGCUAUUUUUGUGUACUUACUAUAGAAAAAUUGAAAGCUCAAGGACUGACAGGACAGCAAAACUUGUGUCGCAACUGCUGGUGAAGCGAAAGUGUCCGUCUUCUUGGUACCGGGUGGAACUCCAAGAAUGGGACACGAGCACGACCCGAGGUGUUAAUUUCAAUAAAUCAGCUGGCUGCCUCCCUGCCCGUUUUCUCCGCGCAAUCAGGUACCACGUCUAAAAAAGGCAGCGCUAUGUAUCCAGCUUAGCG